This is a messenger RNA of Salvia splendens (bonfire salvia), 435 nucleotides long. Its product is annotated as protein FAR1-RELATED SEQUENCE 5-like. NCBI's taxonomy places the organism in Eukaryota, Viridiplantae, Streptophyta, Magnoliopsida, Lamiales, Lamiaceae. The transcript has 3 exons. Bases 1 to 435 code for a protein of 144 amino acids. The record is from RefSeq and is a predicted model, not a curated record.
AUGGAAGAAGUGGUGGUUGUACCUGAAUGUUCUCCAGAAUUGAAGCCCGUCGUUGGUCAGAAGUUCCAAUCACUAGAUUUUGCUUUUGUGUUUUACGAUGUAUAUGCUCGCGCUGUUGGUUUUGAUACGCGCAAACAAGGAAUGAGGAAGACGGACGGUGUUACCACUUGGUAUUAUGUUGUAUGCAAUAGGGAAGGCAGCAAGAAGUCGAACGAGGAUGACCAAUUGAAUGCACGUUCUGGUUUUUCUAUGAAACGCAAACGGUUAUCCAAGCAUUGUGGUUGUAAAGCGAGUAUAUCGUUCAAGUUCUUCUCUGAAGGAGGACUUCCAGGUUAUAUUAUUCAGGAGUUCAACGAGGUUCAUAACCAUUAUAUGGUUGAGUCAGAGCAUCAGCAUUUUAUGACACUGAAUCGAAAGUUGGAUGAUUCUUAUUAG